Molecule: messenger RNA, 760 nt
Organism: Nanorana parkeri
Lineage: Eukaryota; Metazoa; Chordata; Amphibia; Anura; Dicroglossidae
Product: kazal-type serine protease inhibitor domain-containing protein 1-like
Exons: 3
Biological process (GO): regulation of cell growth; regulation of signal transduction
Cellular component (GO): extracellular region
Molecular function (GO): insulin-like growth factor binding
Source: RefSeq, a predicted model, not a curated record
AUGUUCCCGGUCCUCUUCCUGGGGUUGUCCCUCCUGUCCUUCCCCUCUCUGGCUCUGCUCAGAAUUCUGCCCAUGCGAGGCUGGUCCAAUGAGGUGGAGGCCCCCCACGGCUGUGGACCCUGCCAGGAAGAGCGCUGUCCCCCGGCACCCCAGCGUUGCCCGGCCGGCAGGGUGAGGGAUCGCUGUGGCUGCUGCUGGGAGUGCGCCAACGUGGAGGGGCAGAUGUGCGACCUCCCCUGGAUGAAGCAUCAGUUUGGGACCUGCGGAGAGGAACUGAGGUGCCGGGUGAAGGUUGGGCACAGCGAGGAACCCCAAUGCGUCUGCCCCAGCCAGGAGAGCAUGUGCGGCACCGACCGCAGGACCUACAAAAACAUCUGCCGCUUACAGGAGGCCGCCAGGACCAGGCGGAGGACGGUGCUGAAUGUGCAUCACCCAGGACCCUGCCGGGAAGCUCCGGUCCUCCUCAGCUCCCCGCGGGAUACGGACGCUGUGAUUGGUCAGACGGUGAUUCUGGGCUGUGAGGUCUCAGCUCAGCCAGUGGCGGAACUGGAAUGGAGGAAGGACGGCAUUGAGGGGCCCCUCCCGGGGGACAGCGGCCACAUCAUCGUCCAGUCUCGGGGGGGUCCUCACAGACAUCAUGUGACCGGCUGGCUGCAGAUCCACAACGUGCGCCAACGUGACGCCGGAACCUACACCUGUCAUGGCCGAAAUGUGUACGGAGAGGUGGCGGCGUCAUCCCAGCUCAGCGUCAUCUCACCCG